Micropterus dolomieu (smallmouth bass) is the source of this 810-nucleotide messenger RNA. It is a transcript of the gene ptf1a, whose product is annotated as pancreas associated transcription factor 1a. Gene Ontology annotation, molecular function: protein dimerization activity; RNA polymerase II transcription regulatory region sequence-specific DNA binding; DNA-binding transcription factor activity, RNA polymerase II-specific. Gene Ontology annotation, biological process: regulation of transcription by RNA polymerase II; developmental process. The record is from RefSeq and is a predicted model, not a curated record. NCBI's taxonomy places the organism in Eukaryota, Metazoa, Chordata, Actinopteri, Centrarchiformes, Centrarchidae. The transcript has 2 exons. Bases 1 to 810 code for a protein of 269 amino acids.
AUGGACAGUGUGCUGGACCCUUUCUCCGGACUCGACUCUUUCUCGUCCCCUCCUUAUUUCGACGAUGACGACUUUUUCACCGACCAGUCCUCCAAAGACGGACACUUGGACACAGAUGACUUUUUGGAUGACGAUGUGGACUUCCUCACCACUCAUUUCCAAGACUAUUACAGCAAAGACGGCGGCAGCAGAGUAGCUCCUCACGAUGGAGACUACGAUAUGGGAAACUUGUCCUUCUCCUCCUCGUCCUCCACCUUCUCGUAUGGCUGCGCCGACAGCACCCCGGACCUGUCCCCUCACGGCGGGCCCUUCCUGAAGCGCAGGAGGCGGAUGAGAUCUGAGAUGGAGAUGCAGCAACUGAGGCAGGCGGCCAACGUCAGGGAGCGGCGGAGGAUGCAGUCCAUCAAUGACGCGUUCGAGGGGCUCCGUUCCCACAUCCCGACCUUGCCCUACGAGAAAAGACUCUCCAAGGUGGACACUCUGCGGCUCGCCAUAGGCUACAUUAACUUCCUCGCCGAGCUCGUGCAGUCUGAUCUGCCCAUUAGAAACUCCAGUUGCGAGACGCACACGCAACCGAAGAAAGUCAUUAUCUGUCACAGAGGAACAAGAUCUCCGUCUCCCAGCGACCCGGACUACGGCUUGCCUCCUCUGGCAGGUCACUCUCUGUCCUGGUCGGAUGAAAAGCAACUCCGGGAGCAGAACAUCAUCCGUACCGCCAAGGUCUGGACACCAGAAGACCCCCGAAAACUGCACAACAAACCAGGCCUCACAGACAUUGAAAACGAGCCUCCUUUCGGCCUUGUGACCUAA